This is a messenger RNA of Cornus florida, 1777 nucleotides long. Its product is annotated as putative methylesterase 11, chloroplastic. Gene Ontology annotation, molecular function: methyl indole-3-acetate esterase activity; methyl jasmonate esterase activity. The coding region runs from base 172 to 1323 and encodes 383 amino acids. The record is from RefSeq and is a predicted model, not a curated record. The transcript has 5 exons. NCBI's taxonomy places the organism in Eukaryota, Viridiplantae, Streptophyta, Magnoliopsida, Cornales, Cornaceae.
AUGACAAUCCCUCUCAACUAGUCUCAACCCUCGUUGUUCGCUUUCCUUUCUUCACCAACAAAAAGUCUCAAAAAAUCACCUGAAACACGCCCCCACUUUUCUGCAUUUCUCUCUAUAUCUACAACACUACUCUGUAUCUCUAUCUCUCUUUCAAUACAUGUAACGAUCAGAAUGGGUCUGUGUUUCUCUCGCAAGUCGGUGAAGAGGAAACCCUCCUCCAAACGAAUAUCCAACGGCCAGCCGACAGUCGUGGGCUCCAGCAAUCGGUGGACUCGAAUUAGAUCGACGAAGAAGGACAGGUCCGCAGAGGACUCCAUAAUUCACGAGCGAGCUCUCGCGGCGGCGAUUCUGCUCCAGCAGCAGCUGCAGCAGAACGGUGGCGGCGCCACCGCUGGUUCUGUGCAGUUUGAUCGGUCCGCUUCUUUGCGGUACCCGAAUUCCAACCCCAAGAAGCAGCCGGCGUUGCCUCGGAGUUCGAGUUCUAGGGCACGGUCGCUCACUGAUCCUCUGCUUCAGCCUCACCAGCUUGUUAAUAAGGAUGUAAAACUUGAUGAUUUGGAGACCAAACAUAUUGUCCUGGUCCAUGGAGGUGGUUUUGGUGCCUGGUGUUGGUAUAAAACCAUAGCACUCUUGGAAGAAGCAGGAUUCAGAGUUACUGCUGUAGACUUAACUGGUUCUGGAAUUCAUUCUUUUGAUACAAACAGCAUCACAACUCUUUCACAAUAUGUGAAACCACUUACUGAUUUUCUUGAAAAACUAUCCGAAGGAGAAAAGGUGAUUUUGGUUGGACAUGAUUUUGGUGGUGCAUGUAUAUCAUAUGCAAUGGAGUUGUUUCCAUUGAAAGUUUCAAAAGCUGUAUUUAUUGCUGCUGCGAUGUUGACUAGCGGACAAAGUACCCUUGAUAUGUUCUCCCAAAAGGCAGAUUCAAAUGAUCUGAUGCGACAGGCUCAGAUAUUUCUGUAUGCGAAUGGGAAUGAUCACCCUCCAACUGCUAUUGAUCUGGACAAAUCACUAUUAAGGGACCUGUUAUUCAACCAGAGUCCUGCCAAGGAUGUUGCAUUAGCAUCCGUUUCGAUGAGGUCUAUUCCAUUUUCACCAGUAUUGGAAAAGCUCUCUCUUUCUGACCUGAACCAUGGAUCUGUCAGGAGGUUUUAUAUAGCAACUCCAGAAGAUAAUGCCAUAUCCAUCACGCUACAGGAGACCAUGAUAAAUAGAAGCCCCCCAGAACGUGUUUUUCAUCUUAAAGGUGCUGACCAUUCACCAUUUUUCUCGAAACCACAAGCCCUACACAAGCUACUGGUAGAGAUCUCAAAGAUCCCAUGAAACUAGAGUCCAUUUGCUAGAUGACUUCUGGAAGUCCCUCCAACGUCACUGGGGGAUUCACUGACAUGAUCCCAAAAACUGGCAGAUGCAUGCGGGCAAGCAUAUCAAGCUUCUUAACCGUUGUAGAGAUGCACCUCUUUUGAGUAGUCAGGGACAUGCGCAUAUCAUUCAAAUACUAUCUUGUAGCGGUAACUGAUAGUAUACAAUUCAAAAGUUUUCGUGAUGGCAUGAUUAUCUGUACGGGAGUGAGAAAUUGCCUUCUGGAAGAAGCAAAAAAUUAGUUCAUCUGCAGUUAUAUUCAUUAAGGUAUUGUUGGGUUUAUGUUUUCGUUUUAUAUAAACUUGUUUGUCAUAUGAGCAAGGAAUGUCUACUUGCAUUUUGAAGAUUCCUCUUAUAAGAAUUUGAUUUGGAUAGGAAGAAAAAUAAAUCAUUCAAUGAAAUUUAGUUGCCAUUA